GAAGCGGGGCCACGACUUCCGGAACUUCCGGCAGUUGCUCGUUGGGCUGCUGGCGGCUCAGCGCCUUUGCUCGCGAUGGCCGCGGCUGUCGCUAUGGAGACAGAUGAUGCUGGAAAUCGACUUCGGUUUCAGUUGGAGCUGGAAUUUGUGCAGUGCUUAGCCAACCCCAAUUACCUUAAUUUUCUUGCCCAAAGAGGUUACUUCAAAGACAAAGCUUUUGUUAAUUAUCUUAAGUACUUGCUUUACUGGAAAGAACCAGAAUAUGCCAAGUAUCUAAAGUACCCUCAGUGUCUGCACAUGUUGGAGCUGCUGCAGUACGAGCACUUCCGCAAGGAGCUGGUGAACGCGCAGUGCGCCAAGUUCAUCGACGAGCAGCAGAUCCUGCACUGGCAGCACUACUCGCGGAAGCGGAUGCGCCUUCAGCAGGCGCUGGCCGAGCAGCAGCAGCACAGCAACGCCGCCGGGAAGUGAGGGCCCCGCGGGCCACGCCAGGCCCUCCAGACGCGGACGUCCUGCUCUUGUGCCGUGAACAUGGACUCUCUCCAGCUGCCUUUGUGGGGUAGCACCUAGAACCUUCAGUGUGCUAUUUCAUCCAACUGACUUUUUAUUGUUAAUAGGUUACUUCUGUCAAACCAGAAUUUGUUGUACUUUGGUUUCCCUGUGGAUUUGUAAAUUAUUAUUAGUACUUAACCAACUGAAUAAAAACAGAAAUGUGAGGUGCUUUAAA
Molecule: messenger RNA, 727 nt
Organism: Ailuropoda melanoleuca (giant panda)
Lineage: Eukaryota; Metazoa; Chordata; Mammalia; Carnivora; Ursidae
Gene: MED31
Product: mediator complex subunit 31
Exons: 4
Coding region: 76-471 (131 amino acids)
Biological process (GO): regulation of DNA-templated transcription
Cellular component (GO): mediator complex
Molecular function (GO): transcription coregulator activity
Source: RefSeq, a predicted model, not a curated record